AUGACCCCUCAGCUUGGAGACCGUCUCAAAGGCACAGUUGUGGUCAUUGGUGCUGGUAUAGCAGGGUUGAUAACCGCGUAUACCCUCUUGAGAGACGGUUUUGAAGUUCAAGUCUUGACUCGGGAUGCUGAAGCUGGGGGUGUUUGGUCCCAAGACCGCAUAUAUCCUGGACUUUUUCUCAACAAUGUCCAUGGAGAGUAUCGCCUAUCUCCGAUGGAAAUGUCGCCUCUAGUGGAACGUUCGGAUGUACGCCUCGGAGGCCAGGAUCUGAACAAAUACACGACUGCAUUUGCAUCAACAUUCCUCAAGGGCAAAAUCGAGUAUGGAAUAGAGGUGCAUCGCAUUCGCCGUGGUCCGGCUGGGUCGGGAUGGCAGCUCGAGGUUUUGAACCGCUCGACAGCUCUGCCUGAAACCAGACUUUAUGACCGCCUUGUACUCUGUACCGGGGGUUGCAGUGCAGGCUUCGUUCCGGAGUCACUCAGCCCCAGCGCUGCAAGUGCUGCUGGCUUCCAUAGGAUAGUGUGCCACAGUGUUGACUUCGGAAGAAAGAGGGCUGAGCUUCUAGCGUCUGUCCCGGAGAUUGGACUGGAGCCCUCCAGAACCAUCCCAUCCAUUGUUGUCGUUGGAGGAGGGAAGUCCGCCCAAGAUAUAUGCACGUACCUCGCAAAUGAACGCCGCAAAGUCACAAUAGUGUGUCCUGACUUCGAUGCAUUCACGGCUAGGCCGAAGCCACUUCCUGACUUUAUUCGGAAGAGCAGGCUCCUUGCUCUUUUAUCGCCCCAUAUUCACCUGAGAACAGGGCUAGAGCGUUUUUUGCACACUACUCGGUUGGGUAAGAAAAUUGUCAACUCUUGGUGGAAUCGUCUCGCUGAGGACUCUUACCGUGCUGCGGGAGUGCCUGCAGAUUCUCCGCUGCGCCGCGCCGUGCGGCCGUUCUGGCAUACUCGCGUUAACGAUGAAGGUGUACCUCGCUCUAACGGUUUCCAUGCGCUCGUAUCUGCUGGGAAAGUAGAAGUUAUAUGUCCUGCACGAGUUGCUCGCUAUGGCCGCGACGGUAUCUCUGUGAUACUGGAGGAUGGCAGAUCCCUCCCUGCAAGUGCUGUGGUUCUCUCCACCGGAUAUAGGUCGUCUUGGCCCACUAUUUUUGACGAGGAGACCACCAAGGACCUAGGGUUGGAUCCCCAGCCUGUGAACGAUACAACGACACAUCAGUGGAAGUAUACGACACUGUCAAAUGCUCCUCCGUUACAUCCUGAGGCAAAACGUUGGUCGUCUACUCUAUACCAUGGUAUAGUUCCGGCAAAACACAUCGUCCAUCGUGAUCUGGCUGUCAACGGCGCUGUUUUGUCCCCGAAUUUCGGCUACACCACUGAGGUUACCGCCCACUGGAUCUCUUCCUACUUUCUUGGAGAUCGCUUCUUACGUCUUCCUGCAACCUCUGAGGAGGCGCUCGCCUUGACGGAACGAGAGGCGGCGUGGCUUCGAACCCGCUACCCCCAGAUCCCGACUGCCCUCAACAACAGCCACACGAGCUAUCUAGCGUUUUGGUCGUGGCCGCAGCACGUGGACGACUUACUUGAGGACAUGGGUCUCCCAGUCAUGCGGAGCGGAGGGAACGCUCUUACCUGGCCGCUCAAGGUCGUCGAUUUGAAAGAAAUUAGUUCUUUGAAGGAGGAGCGCGAUAAAAAACGGGCCGGGAAGAAAUCUUGA
Dichomitus squalens LYAD-421 SS1 is the source of this 1710-nucleotide messenger RNA. RefSeq names its product FAD/NAD(P)-binding domain-containing protein. Gene Ontology annotation, molecular function: oxidoreductase activity. The transcript has 9 exons. The coding region runs from base 1 to 1710 and encodes 569 amino acids. Lineage: Eukaryota; Fungi; Basidiomycota; Agaricomycetes; Polyporales; Polyporaceae. The record is from RefSeq and is a predicted model, not a curated record.